Molecule: messenger RNA, 861 nt
Organism: Aspergillus fischeri NRRL 181
Lineage: Eukaryota; Fungi; Ascomycota; Eurotiomycetes; Eurotiales; Aspergillaceae
Exons: 1
Coding region: 1-861 (286 amino acids)
Source: RefSeq, a predicted model, not a curated record
AUGCGGACAUCAUUCUUCCUUGCGCUUGCGUAUAUUGUCGCGAGUGUCUGGGCCGGAGGAUAUCAGGGAUGCCUUGAGCGCGUGUUGUUGUUUUACGCCUACCAAAUCGACGGGCUCAACGACCCCAAGGACCAAACCCUGGGCUUCCGGUGCAAGAAAUGGGACGACAAAAGCAAUAGUUGCGUGAAUAAUGACUGGGUAGCGUGCAAGGGCAAAGGCGGCGGCAGAUGCAACUUCAAUGAACUCAUGGCCAGCCUGGGGAAAUCACGUCCCACUGACAAACUGGUCGGCCCUCCCGGGGCAGAUCAGAAUACGGCAACGCCUGAUAUCCAAGAGACGGCGAAGGCGCUCUACAAGCAAUACACGACCCCGCCAAACAAAAAAGUGACCAACUUCCCACCCUACAAGGCCAUGAAAGGCGCGGACAGCAACUUUAACGACUACACUUUGAAACUCGGCAAAGUGGUCAACGACGCAUGGCGCCACAAGACCGACGCAAACAAGAACCUGUGGGACGGAUUCGAUGCCAGUCUGGAGAAGAUCAACAUCGCGCGGGCGGGGGAUCACGGUCCAUUUCUCAUCAAAGAGGUCGAAGCCAAGUUGGGGAAGCCAAACGGGAUGGAGAUCAAGUUGAUGAAUUUGGGCGACAACCCCAUUUCGAACCCCACGACGCAAUGGGAGACCGUCGACUGGAAGGCCACUGCUGAUGCGGCCAAGACCAAAGGCAUCAAGGAUGUUGACAAACUCAUCAGAGACGUUCGCACUCGCUGGUAUACGAACGAUAAAUCAGCCGGUGACCACUAUGCGGUCUUCAAGACGUAUAAACGGAUCGGAGACCAGGCGCGGUCGUGCCGAAAGUAG